UCUGUGUCUCUCAGACACAGCGGAUCACCGAUCAAUGGAAAGAGCCAAAGAUGUCGGCUCGGUCAUUGCCACCUGUCAGUGCCCAUCAGUGCCAGCUGUCAGUGCUCAUCAAUGCCACCUGCCAGUGCCUACCAGUGCCACAUCAAUGCCACAUAUCAGUGCCCAUCUGAGUUGCCUUCUAGUGUCACCUAUCAGUGCCAGUAAGUGCCACCUAUCAAUGCCAGUCAGUGCCACAUAUCAGUGUGCAUCAGUGCCACCUAUUAGUGCCCGUCAGUGCUGCCUAUCAGUGCUGCCUAACAGUGUCAGUGCCACCUAACAGUGCCAGUCAGUGCAGCCUAUCAGUACCACCUAUCAGUACCGCCUAUCAGUGCAGAUAUGCGUUCUGCCUUUCAG
Messenger RNA from Staurois parvus, 393 nucleotides. NCBI's taxonomy places the organism in Eukaryota, Metazoa, Chordata, Amphibia, Anura, Ranidae. The record is from the annotation of a GenBank genome assembly.